Messenger RNA from Limanda limanda (common dab), 576 nucleotides. Its product is annotated as pro-opiomelanocortin-like. Gene Ontology annotation, molecular function: neuropeptide hormone activity. Gene Ontology annotation, cellular component: extracellular region. Gene Ontology annotation, biological process: neuropeptide signaling pathway. The transcript is spliced from 2 exons. The record is from RefSeq and is a predicted model, not a curated record. The coding region runs from base 1 to 576 and encodes 191 amino acids. NCBI's taxonomy places the organism in Eukaryota, Metazoa, Chordata, Actinopteri, Pleuronectiformes, Pleuronectidae.
AUGCAUCCUGUGUGGCUAUUGGUGGCCGUGACUGUGGUGGGUGUGGUCAGUGGAGACGACAACCAAUGCUGGGAGCAUCCGAGCUGCCAGGAGGUCAACGAUGAGAGAAGCAUGAUGGAGUGCAUCCAGCUCUGCCGGCCUGACCUCCCCCCCGAGGCCUCCUCCCCCUCCUCCGCCCCCCCGGCCAAGCGCUCCUACUCCAUGGAGCACUUCCGCUGGGGGAAGCCCGUCGGACGGAAGCGUCGCCCGGUCAAGGUCUACGCCUCCGAUGGCGUGGAGGAGGAGUCGGCCGAGGUGUUCCCCGAUGAGAUGCUGAGGCGGGAGCUCCCGGCAGCAGAGGACCAGGAGACGCAAGAGAAGAAGCUCCAUGACGUCCACCAGAAGAAAGACAGCACCUACAAGAUGAAGCACUUCCGCUGGAGCGGCCCGCCGGAGAGCAAACGCUACGGCGGCUUCGUGAAGAGCUGGGACGAUCGCCACCAGGGGCCGCUACUCACACUCUUCCAAAACGAGAUCAUGGACGAAGAUCAGGAGACAACGGGGGAACAGGGGGGGGAGAUCGGAGCAAAGAGAUAG